This is a messenger RNA of Brassica napus (rape), 1050 nucleotides long. RefSeq names its product probable galacturonosyltransferase 10. Lineage: Eukaryota; Viridiplantae; Streptophyta; Magnoliopsida; Brassicales; Brassicaceae. The transcript is spliced from 7 exons. The record is from RefSeq and is a predicted model, not a curated record. The coding region runs from base 1 to 1050 and encodes 349 amino acids.
AUGGACAAUGAUUGGAGAUUGCUUUCGGUUCAUACACAGACUGGAACCGCAGAAGAGUUUGCUAACGUGAGUUGCUUUGAGAAUCUGCUUGGUUCACCUGCUUUCGUGGAUAUAAGAAAUGGACGGCUCAGAUGCGUGGAGACUGUUCACGAAGUUGUAGCCGGAGAUGAAGAAGCAUACGCUCGUAACAAACGGUGUCGUCUAGGACUCAUCGAUCACGCUCUAUCUCAUGGGAAAUCUCCUCUCACCAUGUUCUCGCAGUGCCUAAUUUCUCGUUCGAAGCUCGUGUGCAAGCUUAUUGGGGAUACUGUGAACAAGAACGAGGAACAUAUCUGGAAAUACGUAAAUGGGAAGAGAUUUCUACACAGAUUAGAGCAAGUGGAAAGAGGAGCUGGAACAAGUGGAAAGACCGAGAAAAUACAAAGUUUUGGAUGCUUAAGUCAAGUUCUGGUUCAGAGUCAGAGCAGGAGAGUGACGAAGAAAACUGCAAAGAACAAAGAGGAUGUCAAUAGAGAUUGGACCAAGUAUGAUCAUUACGGUAGCGCCACUAUGAUCAUGAGGCUCAAGGCUACUAUUCAUUCUUUGGAAGGGCAGAUGAGUUCUGUUAUUGAGAAGAGUGCUAAGUAUGCUCAGAUUGCUGCUGAGGAAGUGCCCAAGACUCUUUACUGCCUUGGUGGGAAGCUCGCGGAGAGAAUCUAUGUUGUGGCUUCUAAGCUCACCGAUAACAGUCUUUACCAUGUCUGUGUGUUUUCUGAUAACAUUGUUGCUACUUCGGUUGUGGUUAACUCCACUGCUCUCAACUCCAAGGCCCCUGAGAAAGUCGUCUUUCAUCUUGUCACUAAUGCGAUGAAGUCAUGGUUUGCUAUGAACAUGGACAACCUCAGAGGAGUCACUGUUGAGGUUCAGAAGUUUGAGGAUUUCAAAUGGCUUAAUGCUUCUUAUGUCCCCGUCCUCAAGCAGCUCCAAGACUCUGAUACGCAAAGCUACUAUUUCUCUGGACACAACGACGAUGGACGCACACCGACCAAGUUCAGAAACCCCAAAUAUUAA